AUGGUGUCGACUGAGUUUGGUGCCCCCAAGUCGUUCUUCCAGGGUUUUGACCCCUCUCUGGUGGCCACUGACUACGGCAGCAAGAUCCACGUAUGGAACUGGAAGGACAAGACACUGCGCCAAACCAUUGACCUGGGUGGUGACGGGCUGAUCCCGCUGGAGAUCCGCUUCGCCCACGACCCCGCACAGGACUGGGGCUACGUGGGUGCUGCCCUGUCGUCCAACAUCAUCAGGCUGGUGGUGGGCAAGGGCGGCGAGGUGGCCACAGACGUGGCGGUGCGCCAGUCGUGGCUCAAGGUCGAGGGCUGGGCCCUGCCCGAGCUGCCCCCCCUGAUCACCGACAUCCUGCUCAGCCUGGACGACAAGAGGCUGUUCUUCUCAAACUGGCUCAGGGGCGACCUGGUGUCUUACGACAUCAGCGACCCGGCCAAGCCGGUCCUGGCGGGCCGUGUGUGGCUGGGGGGCUCUAUCGUGAAGGGCGGCGGCGUCACGGUGCCCGACCCUGCUGACCUGGCGGCGCUUGGGCUGGAGGAGCAGCCGGAGAGGCCCGUCAUCAAGGGCGUCCCGGUGCAGCCCAAGCUGGGGCCUUGA
Monoraphidium neglectum is the source of this 591-nucleotide messenger RNA. RefSeq names its product Selenium-binding protein 1. The record is from RefSeq and is a predicted model, not a curated record. The coding region runs from base 1 to 591 and encodes 196 amino acids. Lineage: Eukaryota; Viridiplantae; Chlorophyta; Chlorophyceae; Sphaeropleales; Selenastraceae. Gene Ontology annotation, molecular function: selenium binding. The transcript has 8 exons.